Periophthalmus magnuspinnatus is the source of this 1395-nucleotide messenger RNA. Its product is annotated as transient receptor potential cation channel subfamily M member 1-like. NCBI's taxonomy places the organism in Eukaryota, Metazoa, Chordata, Actinopteri, Gobiiformes, Gobiidae. Gene Ontology annotation, molecular function: calcium channel activity. Gene Ontology annotation, biological process: calcium ion transport into cytosol. The transcript is spliced from 8 exons. The record is from RefSeq and is a predicted model, not a curated record. Bases 229 to 1341 code for a protein of 370 amino acids.
AGAGAAGACCAGGGACCAAACCAGGGACCAGACAGGAGCAGCAGACAGGAGCAAAGGAUGGGACCAAGGACCAGACCAGGAACCAGAGACCAGAACUUCAAAAUCUAACAAGCAAGAAGAUAUGGCUUUGUACAGGUUCACCGGGCGUGGAUUGAGAAAACCUUCCAAAAACGAGAAUGUGUCCGGAUCAUCCCCAGCAAAGACCCUCUCAGGUGCAGUUGUGGUCAGAUGAUGGGCCAGCACACAGCCUUGUCUGGGGACUCAAAGGAGAACAGCGCCGCCCUAGAGGUGCAGCCUGGGGAGAGAUGGAGCGCGCUCAAACACACCCAGGCCAUGCCCACAGACGCCUACGGGGUGGUGGAGUUUCAGGGCGGAGGGCACGUUAACAAAGCAAUGUACAUCCGUGUGGUGUAUGACUCAAAGCCCGAUUCACUGCUGCAGAUGAUGGUGAAGGAGUGGCAGCUGGAGCUUCCCACUCUCCUGGUGUCUGUCCAUGGGGGGCUGCAGAACUUCGAGCUACCCCCAAAACUGAAACAGGUCUUUGGGAAGGGACUGAUCAAAGCCAGUGUCACCACUGGAGCCUGGAUCUUCACUGGGGGAGUCAGUACAGGAGUGAUCCGCCAUGUUGGAGAUGCAUUGAAGGAGCACUCAUCUAAGUCCAGAGGAAAAGUGUGUGCCAUCGGGAUUGCUCCGUGGGGCAUCAUCGAGAACAAGGAGGACCUCAUAGGGAAAGAUGUGACACGUCCGUACCAGACCAUGUCCAACCCUCUGAGUAAACUGUCUGUCCUGAACAGCUCUCACUCUCACUUCAUUCUCGCCGACAACGGGACCACAGGGAAGUACGGAGCUGAGGUCCGACUACGCAGACAGCUUGAGAAGCACAUCUCCCUUCAGAAGAUCAACACUCGUCUGGGUCAUGGUGUGCCGGUGGUGUGUCUGAUUUUGGAGGGUGGACCUAAUGUGAUUUCUAUAGUCUUGGAGAGUCUGAGGGAGGAGCCCCCUGUCCCUGUGGUGGUGUGUGAUGGCAGUGGGAGGGCAUCUGAUAUACUCUCCUUUGCCCACAAGUACUGCGAGGAAGAUGGGACAGUCAGUGAAGGCGUCAAAGAUCAACUGUUGGUCACAAUUCAGAAAACGUUUAACUACAGCCGCAGCCAGGCUCAGCAGAUCUUCCUGAUGGUGACUGAAUGCAUGAAGAAAAAGUCCCUGGUAGGUUUCAGUAGAGGAGACCAAUCAUCCUCAUCCUCAAGUCCAUAUGACGUCACGUUUUUUUUGAUUAUUACUGAGUUUGGUGGGAUAGUACCUAUGCGAAAUAUUUAUCAUAGUUUUGCAAGAGUCAAGUAAAAGUUUGUGGAAAAAAGUAAAAAAAUAAGUAGUUGUCAUCUACAUCAAAAAUUC